Messenger RNA from Haliotis rubra (blacklip abalone), 1488 nucleotides. RefSeq names its product DNA-directed RNA polymerase II subunit RPB1-like. The record is from RefSeq and is a predicted model, not a curated record. NCBI's taxonomy places the organism in Eukaryota, Metazoa, Mollusca, Gastropoda, Lepetellida, Haliotidae. The annotation marks the transcript as partial. Gene Ontology annotation, molecular function: DNA binding. Gene Ontology annotation, biological process: transcription by RNA polymerase II. The transcript is spliced from 2 exons.
UUACUGACGUCCACCCACAUCUUACUGACAUCCACCCACACUAACUUCACCUAUGUACACACCAACUUCUCCCAGCUACACACCAACUGCACCUAUGUACACACCAACUUCACCCAGCUACAUGCCAACUGCACCUAUCUACACACCAACUUCACCUAUCUACACGCCAACUUCAUCCAGCUAGUCACCGACUUCACCUAUCUACACACCAACUUCAUCCAGCUACACACCAACUUCACCAAUCUACACGCCAACUUCACCCUGCUACACACCAACUUCACCUAUCUACACGCCAACUUCAUCCAGCUAGUCACAGACUUCACCUAUCUACACACCAACUUCAUCCAGCUACACACCAACUUCACCUAUCUACACGCCAACUUCAUCCAGCUAGUCACCGACUUCACCUAUCUACACGCCAACUUCAUCCAGCUACACACCAACUUCACCUAUCUACACACCAACUUCACCCUGCUACACACUAACUUCACCUAUCUAUACACCAACCUCUCCCAGCUACACACCAACUUCACCCAGCUUCACACCAACUUCACCCAGCUACACACCAACUUCACCUAUCUACACACCAAAUUCACCCAGCUACACACAACUUCACCUAUCUACACACCAACUUCACCCAGCUACACGCCAACUGCACCCAGCUACACACCAACUUCACCUAUCUACACACCAACUUCACCUAUCUAUACACCAACCUCUCCCAGCUACACACCAACUCCACCCAGCUACACACCAACUUCACCUAUCUACAAGCCAACUUCACCUAUCUACACACCAACUUCACCUAUCUACAUGCCAACUUCAUCCAGCUACAUGCCAACUUCACCCAGCUACACACCAACUUCUCCCAGCUACACACCAACUUCACCUAUCUACACACCAACUUCACCUAUCUACACACCAACUUCACCUAUCUACAAGCCAACUUCACCUAUCUACAUGCCAACUUCAUCCAGCUACACACCAACUUCACCUAUCUACACGCCAACUUCAUCCAGCUACACGCCAACUUCACCCAGCUACACACCAACUUCAACCAGCUACACACCAACUUCACCCAGCUACACACCAACUUCAACCAGCUACACACCAACUUCUCCCAGCUACACACCAACUUCACCCAGCUACACGCCAACUUCAAACAGCUACACACCAACUUCUCCCAGCUACACACCAACUUCAACCAGCUACACACCAACUUCACCCAGCUACACGCCAACUUCACCCAGCUAGUCACCAACUACUCUCAGGUACUCACAUCUACUCCCAGCUAUAAACCGACUUGACCCAGCUACUCACUGACUGAGCUACCCACCGACUUCACCCACUACUCCCAGGUACUCACCGACUUCACCAAGUAGCUAUCGCUUCGCGGACACAAGGAUGUCUUCAGAGAGAGACCCACCCCGCAUAAUGCUGUCAGUGAGAACUCCACGGAGAGAAAUGUUUUGGAUGAAAGAGAUGGAG